This is a messenger RNA of Peromyscus californicus insignis, 2978 nucleotides long. RefSeq names its product phospholipid phosphatase 6 (gene Plpp6). Lineage: Eukaryota; Metazoa; Chordata; Mammalia; Rodentia; Cricetidae. The transcript has a single exon. Gene Ontology annotation, molecular function: sphingosine-1-phosphate phosphatase activity. The record is from RefSeq and is a predicted model, not a curated record. Bases 82 to 948 code for a protein of 288 amino acids.
AGUGCGGAAGCGGAAGAGGCUGCCGGGCCGGGAAGCCUCUCUCCGGUCUGGCCGGGGCCCUGGGACCUGCUGCCCGCCGCGAUGCCGAGCCCCAGGAGGACCAUCGAGGGACGGUCGCUGGGCACCUCGGGCGGGAGCAGCGUCCCGGGCAGCCCGGCCCACGGCGGCGGCAGGUUCGAGUUCCAAUCGCUGCUGAGCGGCCGCGCGGGCGCGGAUCCUACUUGCGCCCGGCUGCGCGCUUCCGACAGCCCGGUGCAUCGGCGCGGCUCCUUCCCGCUGGCCUCCGCCGGCCCCGCGCAAGCAGCCCCGGCCCUGCCACCCGAGGACGACCGCAUGAACUUGAACCCGUCCUUCCUGGGCAUCGCCCUGCGCUCCCUGCUGGCCAUCGACCUGUGGCUGUCCAAGAAGCUGGGGGUGUGUGCCGGGGAGAGCUCGGCCUGGGGCAGCGUUCGGCCCCUGAUGAAGCUGCUGGAGAUCUCGGGGCACGGCAUCCCCUGGCUGCUGGGCACCGUCUACUGCCUGCUUAGGAGCGACAGCUGGGCCGGGCGCGAAGUGCUGAUGAACCUGCUCUUCUCCCUGCUGUUGGACCUGCUGCUGGUGGCUGUGAUUAAAGGGCUGGUCCGCAGGCGCCGACCGGCGCACAAUCAGAUGGACAUGUUUUUCACCCUCUCGGUGGACAAGUACUCCUUCCCCUCGGGCCACGCCACGAGGGCCGCCCUGGUGUCGCGGUUCAUCCUGAACCACCUGGUCCUGGCCAUUCCACUGAGGGUGCUGGUGGUACUGUGGGCCUUCGUCUUAGGUCUCUCCAGGAUCAUGCUUGGGCGGCACAACGUCACUGAUGUAGCUUUUGGCUUUUUUAUGGGCUACAUGCUGUACAGCAUUGUGGAUUACUGCUGGCUGUCACCCCACAAUGUUCCGGUCCUCUUUGUACUGUGGAAUCAACAGUGACACCAUCUCAUUGAUUGUUGGCACCAGGAGGUCUGAAGGUCACGAGAAGUCUGACCUAAACCAGAGCCAUCCAGUUGCCCCUCAGACAUUUCAGGCACCUUUGGGAAUUCUGGGAUCCCACUGUCUUGACAUGUUCCUAGGUCGGAGUAUGUGCUGGCUAUUACUGAACACAGCCAUACUAGAGAAAGAAAGUCUAUUGUGUAUAUAUGCAACAGCUGUUUAUCUCCAAGACAAAUGUAAAGAAAUCAAGCUGGCUGAUUAUAUGAUUGCUAUUUAUUUAAAGUUGACAGAUUAGUGUUAAUUAGUAAUCCCAAAAAAAACAAUUUAUCACUUGUAAAUUGAAUUUUAAGAGACAUGAGCUUCCAGGUGAGCCAUGCACUACUCCCAGCCCUUUCCCUGUGGUAUAUUUUAAACAGUAUUUUUAAAGUUUAAUGCAGACUUUUCCAGUUUAAUCUCUGAACAUCUGUUGCCAUAACUGGAGCUUUUUCUUUAUCCUGAGUGCUUAACUAGCUCUCCCACCUUUGUGUAUUAGGUAGUAAGAAGUGGUUACGUGCAGUACUUGCCUUUCUUCCUGUACCUCUCAGAAGGUCUUUAGAUGUUUACUUUCCACUACUCUCUAAUAGUGUCUUUUAGCAUUCAUAGAACAAACCAAGAUGUUAAAGAAGACAUACUCAAAAAGUGGGCUUGUCUAAGGUUCCCACAGAAAAGUAAGUAUGAGACCACUGUUCAUUUCUGUUGACUGCCAGUAGCAGCGUAUCAGGAGGCCAAGAAGAUGAGCUGCUGGGGAGAGUCGGGGGAACUUAGAGUCUGGAAACAGGCAGACCACAGAUGUCAAUGACCAGUGGCAAGAGAUGAAGCCCUGCUGCCCAUCAUCUCUACUCAAUAGGGUAAAUGGUCCUCUAGUAAGUAAAAAAUGGAAAAGCGAUGUGAUGUUCAGUGCACAAAGAAGACUGUGUGCUAUCCCUUCUCAUAUCAAUUCUACUUUGCUGUAUCCAGCACAUUUUAGGGAACAGUACUUAACUUGAAAUUCUUCAGGAGAGCCUGUUGCCCUACAUGAGCACUAGGUAUAACUCCUAAAGUUCUGUUUACAUGGAAAGCUGUUCAUUCACGCACCUCCCCCAAUCAUGAGACCAAAGAUGACCAAAUAAUGUGGUAGACUCUGAUUGUUGUCUGACCUGGAAAGACCAAAGAGAGUUUGUGCUAUAUAAAUCUGUAAACGCUGCUCUGCCUGGAAAGAAAACCUUUAAAUCACCCGUGGUGGUGGUGUCAUCAGAUAAUCUUAAUGACCAAUUGUUCUGGCAUUUAUAAACAGAACAGAUUGUUGGCUGUAAUCUAACAUGCAAAGAUGUGGACCCGACUCUCCAGAAUGGCUGUGCUAAACAGGUUCCCACUGGGAGGAAGGCACCAAUAGGAACAGCUCUUCCUCUGAAUAAAACAGUCAUUGCAUUUCCACAACACCCUGAACACUGACUACCUCUUUGCUUACUAACUCUGCCAAGCUGUGAGGUUCUAAGUGGUCUGAGUGUGUUGUUUAAACUUUCGGAUUUUUGUUUGUUUGUUUUGUUUUUUCGGGAUAUGGUUUCUCUGUGUAGCCCUGGCUGUCCUGCAACUCACUCUGUAGCCUAGGCUGGCCUCGAACUCAGAGAUCCACCUGCCUCUGCCUCCUGAGUGCUGGGAUUAAAGGCUUGUGCGCCGCCGCCGCCGCCGCCACCACCACCACCUGGCUUCAGAGAUCAUUUUUAAUUGUAAUGUUCAAGCCAGACAUUUGAAAGGAAAGUAUUUGCUCUUCCUGUGUCCCCAUGUGUGAUUACUGAGGGCCUCUCUUCUAGUUACACUUCUGGAAUUCCAUGUUUUGUUUGCCAGGGCCUGAGUUUGCCGGCUUUUUAAAACACAGAUCAGAUCAAGUUACCUGACUUCAUGGGUCAUCCUAAGUUCUCUAGAGUAAAAAACUGAUUUUUUUUGUUAAUUACUUGUACACUGAAGGAUGCCUUUUAAAAAUCAAAAUAAACUGGUAAUGUUGAAUGACAUAA